AUGGUCCCCCACGGGCCGGAGACAGGUCCAGUUCCAUGUUGCUCCGACUUUACCUGGCUAUACGGCGGAGACUUUGGUGCUUACAGUCCUAGAGGCUGGGAGAACGUCCAAAGAAGGGGGGAUGGAUCUUGCAACUUGUUGGUACCGCCCAGCUCUAGAUCAAUUUGCACUUGUCAGCUGCGCGCUCCACCGAAGAACCGACCUGGACCUGGUCGUGAUCUGAGCACGAGUCCCGAGGCCCUGAUCGCUGUCUUAUCUCGGUCAGUUACAUACAGCAACAGCAACGGGGCAGUUCCAGACUGCCAGCUCCCCAUCUUGCUGAAUAUUCGACAGCGGGCUCUCGGGCGAUCCCCGUCUUCUAUCUAUCUGAGGCUGGUUUCGAUCUCUUUGAUCCAAAGUCCGCAUGUGGGCAAACACCCUACCCAAAUCCACUUAGUCCUCCUGCAGGCUGCAAACACCGACCGUGAAAGUGGUAUUAGGUCAAAGUCUCCAUCCGCAUCCCUGGCUCUGACACCGUUAUUGAUGAGAAACCCUGGUCUUUUCGAGCUCAAGGCCAUUACAACGCCUUGA
Messenger RNA from Colletotrichum lupini, 570 nucleotides. RefSeq lists its product as uncharacterized. Bases 1 to 570 code for a protein of 189 amino acids. NCBI's taxonomy places the organism in Eukaryota, Fungi, Ascomycota, Sordariomycetes, Glomerellales, Glomerellaceae. The record is from RefSeq and is a predicted model, not a curated record. The transcript has 4 exons.